This is a messenger RNA of Salvelinus sp. IW2-2015, 1062 nucleotides long. RefSeq names its product magnesium dependent phosphatase 1 (gene mdp1). Lineage: Eukaryota; Metazoa; Chordata; Actinopteri; Salmoniformes; Salmonidae. Gene Ontology annotation, molecular function: acid phosphatase activity. The record is from RefSeq and is a predicted model, not a curated record.
GCUAAAGUUGGCUAGCCUGCUAGUUUUUUUGGGUUGAUAGCUUGCGAACGUAAAUUACUUCCAGACAUUGAGAACACUUCACUCUGACAAUUUUGCUCGCCAUAGCAGAGCUAGUUAGGCUGUUUUCUAGAGCGUUAGUGACUGUAACUGUGUUGCUAGCAACAAUUUAAUUCCGUUUUUUGUCAUCCUUUACUGACACAUGUCAAAGGGUGUUUUGCGUUCGUAAAUUCAUCAGUUAAUCUGUGCUCUGGCACAUACGAGUAUCACUGGUAUAGCUACCAAUGAUUUGUGUGAUCUAGUUGUACUUUUACUUCCGCAUUUAGAUCUUCUGAGCACAUAACCCCAACUACCACACUGGAUGUAGCUAGCUGGUCGUAGAUUUGACGAUUAUUAGUGUGAGUUAGCUACUAGAUAAUUGAAACAGUUACUGCUUAACUCAAGAAAUAGCUAGCUAUGUCCAAACCAAAGUUUGUUGUGUUUGACCUGGAUUAUACUCUUUGGCCCCUCUGGGUGAGUAGCUAUGUGGACCCACAAUUUCACAAAGACAAAGAGGGAGUGGUGUUGAAUGCAAGGAGGGAGAAAAUCCAACUGUACCCGGAAACGGUGGACAUAUUGACUUCUCUACAUGGCCAAGGGAUCCAGAUUGGAGUGGCAUCACGCACAGAGGAGGUGGAUGGAGCCAAUCAGCUGUUGUCCCUCUUCAAUCUCAACCAAUACAUAUCCUUCAAGGAAAUAUACCCGGGGUCAAAGGUCCCUCACUUCAAAAAGCUCCAGGCAGACAGUGGAUUCAAAUUCAGUGAGAUGAUGUUCUUUGAUGACGAACACAGGAACAUCACAGRAGUCAGUCGACUAGGUGUGCACUGUGUUCUGGUCCCUGAAGGAGUGACUAUGAAAUUAGUCAAUGAAGCGCUUCUGCAGUUCUCCCAGGGUGCAAAAUGAGGACUUGAGGACAGAGUUGAUGCAAUACAUAUAGAGUGCCUUGCAAAGGUAUUCAUCCCCCUUGGCGUUUUUCCUAUUUUGUUGCAUUACAACCUGUAAUUUAAAUUGAUUUUUAUUUGGAUU